ACGUGCCUUGCCCGCGACUUUUCAAAAGUGUGCUGAACUCAAUUCUCCCUCGAAAGCUUGCAUCUUUAUUUAUUUUUCAAAACUUAUACCCUCGUUCCACACGAAUUACCAACAAUACAUCAAUCAAGAUGCGCUUCUCCACCAUCGCUGCGUUCGCGACUUCGCUCGCUGUCGUCUCUGCUCAGACUCCCGACCUCUCAGCUGUGCCUAACUGCGCUGUUGCCUGCCUUAUCGCAGCCAUUCCCGGUUCCGGUUGUGGUGUCACCGACGUGACCUGCCAGUGUACUACCGGCCAGUCCGCCAUUACCAGCUCGCUCGAGUCCUGCAUCCCCAACGCUUGCUCGGCCACCGAAGCUGCUCAGGUCGCCCCUGCCCUUGCCGGCAUCUGCAGCGCCGCCGGCAUCUCUGUCGCCGUCCCUUCUGGCACAUCUAUGGCUGCCUCCAUGGCCAGCUCUGCCGUCGCGUCUGCAGCUUCGUCUGCAGCCGCCACGGUCUCCAGCGCCAUGUCCAUGGCCAGCUCUGCUGUCGCAUCUGCCCGUUCGUCCGCGGCUUCCGCCGCUAGCUCUGCUGCUGCGUCGGCUUCGUCCCGCGCUUCCAGCGCUGCGUCUGCUACAAGCUCCGGCCCUGCCCAGAGCACUGGUGGCGCCGCUGCCAAUGCUGCCGGCCUUGGUGCCGUUGCGCUCGGCAUGUUCGCUGCUCUCUUCUAGGCUUUUAAUUAGCCAAGGGAAUAUGUGUGCAUGGAACGAGUAAUGAUUGGGGAUAAGAGCAUCGAGGAAUUCCUUGACCAUCGCGUCGGGCCCGUGCUAGUGUUGAAGUACUGUACAUAUCCAUGACAGACUGAAUAUACCACUACAAUACCCACUUCCAUC
Messenger RNA from Didymella exigua CBS 183.55, 869 nucleotides. RefSeq lists its product as uncharacterized. The record is from RefSeq and is a predicted model, not a curated record. Lineage: Eukaryota; Fungi; Ascomycota; Dothideomycetes; Pleosporales; Didymellaceae. The transcript has 3 exons. The coding region runs from base 129 to 707 and encodes 192 amino acids.